AUGCUCAAUCCUAGUCGAUUAUGUCAGAUCGUAGAACGUGUACAAGGUAUUACAAAUGGAAAUACUUUUGUUUCAAGCUAUUUAUUGAAUUGGUAUUGGCCAUUACAUAACACUAGCAAUCAGACUAUUGUUCGAGCACACGCCGGCGCAUUGAAUGAUUCAUGUUCGUGCGAAAAACACAGACAUUGUGUUCAACCCGGAGGUAUUUAUUCCUCAACUAUGAAUAAUGCAUAUUGGAUAAUGCCUGGAAUUCGUGUAGGCUGUUCGAUAGUCGAAACAUGGCUAAAUUCAACACUUGAAUGUUUGUACAAUCAAGCAUGCAUCAAUUUAUUACAAGUCUACGUUAGCACAGCCUCGGUAUAUAUCUCAGAUGUCAUCAACGUAACAGUUUUGGAUCCUGUGUUACCAAGUCGAUUUGCCACGAAUAUUAUGAUUCAAGAGCUUGUCAAUGAGCUCUUUAUUGAGUCAUUUCAAUAUGAAAUAUCCUAUUUGGAAUUCUACAACCAAUGUGCUCCAAGCGUUUGCCUGUAUACAUUUGGAAAAAGGAGCAAUUUUCUCAUCAUUAUUUCAAGAAUUUUAGCUCUGUGGGGUGGACUUACUGUAAUUUUUGGAUUUCUCGCUCCAUGUUUUGUUAAAUUAUUAUUCAAAAUCAAUGCGUAUCGUAAAAAAAACUAG
Messenger RNA from Rotaria socialis, 675 nucleotides. Lineage: Eukaryota; Metazoa; Rotifera; Eurotatoria; Philodinida; Philodinidae. The record is from the annotation of a GenBank genome assembly.